AUGAAUAUUAUGAUUAUUAUUGUUGUGGUGUUUAUUCUGGAGACUGUGAAUGGGUGUCCACCACAGCCACCGGGAAAUUGUUAUUCAGGUUUGAAAAUUUCAGAAAUAUUUUAAAGGCACACUGGUAGUUUUUAAAACGAAAUUAUGAAUAAUUUAAAAAAAAAUCAAUUUUUAUAUUUAUCAAAUCUCCUAUAUUCUAUGGUAUUUUUUUUAAAGGCACAUACACAUUGGCGGCGAGUUCUGGAGGCUUCCAGAAUCAAGCAUGUGGAAAUGUGAUAAAUCGAGAAUGGUGCGCCGUUUCGUAAGUCUCUUUUCUUCUAUUUUUAGAGCAGGUGUAAAUGCGGAGUGUAGUUUACAAACAAAUACUUGUAGAACUAGUAGUACUUGAAAAUACUUGACAUUCAUUCAUUUUUGGAAAUUUAAUUUACACUCUAUUUGAGUAUUUUAAUUUUUGGUGAAAAUGUUUGCUCCGAGGAAUUUUAAUAACUAUGGUUAUAAUGGCUAUAAUAGUUAUUAUCAAAAUUAUCCAAGAAUGUCGAAUGCAGAAUAUUCAAGGUUUGAAUUAUUAGUUCCGAUGUAAAGUUAGAUUUUGAAGUCAGAUUCUGUGGCUCAAAUUAGUUUUUUGAAAAAAAAACAAAAUUCUGAAUAAAAACUUGGGAACAUUUUAUUGUAUAAAAAUGUUCAAUAAUUCCCAAUAUAUUCCAGAUACAUGCCCGCAACUCAGCAGGCGAAUUUCGGUUGUGCCAACAAUUUUCAGCAACAAAUUGGUGGCCCAAUUUGUGGUGAUGGGCCAAAUUUUAUCAAUCAACAAGGAUGUAGUAUGGUGAACACUGAAAAUGGACCCUGCUAUUUUUGUUGUUGUAAAGGUGGAAGUUGCAAUGAUCCAAGGGUAAGAAAAAUCAAGUUUCAUUAACUGUGCCACGUGGCAUUUUUAGACUCAAAUUCUAUAAUUUAAAGCAGACUAGAAGGGCUUCGCUGGCUAACGCCAUCUACAGUAGUUUGACUUACUUUUUACUGAUUAAUUUUCCGGUCAGGAAAAGAGAAACAUUGAGAAAUGCCCAAAAUUGUUGACUUUUUCAGAGAAUAGAACGAUCAGAUAAGAAACGUGUCCUAAUAUUUUUUUCGAAUAAAAACGUGAUCAUUCUUUUUUACAUGAAAAAAGUUUUGAAUUUUCACGUGAAAACUCGCGCAUUUUUUGAAAAAUUGAAUAUUAGCGCAUCGAUGGGAAAGAAUUUAUGAUAGAAUAGUGAAGGUCCCAUCAAAAAUGGUCUUCUGGAAAUUGAGAAAAGUCGAGCGACACAUUUUAAAAUCGAAAAAUACAUUGGAGUUUUCAAACUUUUCACUCUCCGCGCACCCACAGACAUUUUGAUGGAGAAUUUUUGAAACGCGCAUCAUUGUGCCACCAUUUAGAAACUUUUUCUUUUUUUGAUCAUCAAUUUUUAUGCGCACAGUUUUGAGAACGGACCGCGGACAGACUCUUGCCAAAAAAUUUUCCCAAUUAGUAUAUAGUAGAGUAUAUAGUAGAUACUUCAUUAUCAACUUUUUGAUUGAAGAUUUCAACUUCCCUAUAAUUUUCUAUUAUCUAUAAAAUUACAGGUAUUUGCUCGAGAAGCUGCAAAACUUCCGAUAAAUUCCGGAGGUCAAAUGAUUGGAGGAGGUGGUGGAUAUAUAAAUCAACCAUCAUAUCCAAAUUCACCAUUAUAUUCUAUGCCAUGGUAUAAUAGUUCGAAUUCUCUUUCACCAUUUUUAACCCUUCUUAUUCUUCUUUUUCUAGGUUUUCGAGCAGUUUUUUAA
This is a messenger RNA of Caenorhabditis angaria, 1794 nucleotides long. The record is from the annotation of a GenBank genome assembly. NCBI's taxonomy places the organism in Eukaryota, Metazoa, Nematoda, Chromadorea, Rhabditida, Rhabditidae.